Messenger RNA from Prunus avium (sweet cherry), 470 nucleotides. Lineage: Eukaryota; Viridiplantae; Streptophyta; Magnoliopsida; Rosales; Rosaceae. The record is from RefSeq and is a predicted model, not a curated record.
AAUGAUGUUUUGUUCAUGAAUCUGCAGAAUUUCUUUGGAGGAUUUCAUGGGGCAGCUGUUGCUGCUGUUGCUGAGGCUGUGUCCAUAGCUUGUGCUAGAACAGUCGUGUCUAAGGAUAAGGAGAUUUUUCUAGGGGAACUAAGCAUUUCUUACCUCGCCAGCGCAAAAAAGAAUUUGAAGGUGAUAGUUGAUGCAUGCAUCAGUUCAGUUGUGCGAAGUGGAAGAAAUCUAAGUGUGAUAGCACUAGAGUUCAAGCUCAAGAAAACUGGGGACUUGAUUUACAUAGCUCGUGCCACCUUCUAUCACAUGCCUGCUGCGAAAUUAUUGAUUUGGACCUUAAAUAUUUCUGUAUUUAGGUGCACCCCAAAUUCGUACCUGUACGGCUCCGUUCUAUGGUACAUCUUAUUAUCAUUUUUUGUGACUGCCACUCACUGGCUCGAUAUAUUAUGACAAUAUGUAUAGUCACUUUU